Molecule: messenger RNA, 375 nt
Organism: Aegilops tauschii subsp. strangulata
Lineage: Eukaryota; Viridiplantae; Streptophyta; Magnoliopsida; Poales; Poaceae
Source: RefSeq, a predicted model, not a curated record
AUGGAUUUCUUGGAUAAGUUGGUAGUGGUCUUCACCGAUGACAUCCUCAUCUACUCAAAGGGUGAAGAAGAACACAAGGAACAACUCAGAGCAGUUCUGCAAAGGCUCCGUGACCAUCAGCUAUAUGCGAAGUUUAGCAAAUGUGAGUUUUGGCUCAAGAAAGUUCGAUUUUUAGGGCAUGUUCUUUCAGCAGAAGGGAUAGCCGUGGAUCCAAGUAAGGUGAAAGACGUGCUAGACUGGACUGCACCCACGACAAUAUCCGAGAUCCGGAGUUUCCUUGGAUUAGCUGGAUACUACCGUCGCUUCAUCGAAGGAUUCUCUAAGAUUGCCAAGCCAAUGACAGAGCUUCUCAAGAAAGAUAAGAAGUUUGAAUGA